Molecule: messenger RNA, 1019 nt
Organism: Saccostrea cuccullata (small rock oyster)
Lineage: Eukaryota; Metazoa; Mollusca; Bivalvia; Ostreida; Ostreidae
Exons: 6
Coding region: 119-640 (173 amino acids)
Cellular component (GO): cytoplasm
Molecular function (GO): calcium ion binding
Source: RefSeq, a predicted model, not a curated record
AAGAGUCGAAUCAAUUUACGAUCGAGUUGAUAAAUCAUCUGUCCUUUCUUCCGGUCCUCCUUGGCGAAUACACAAGAUUUGUUUACUUGUGGCCAAAAAAUCAUAGUUCAUCGCGAAAAUGAUUGUAUUUCAGGACUUAAUCACAGGAGAUGAGCUUUUCACAGAUGCCUAUGACUUCAAGAUAAAAGAUGACUUUUUUUAUGAGGUUGAAGGAAAAAUUGUCACAGUCAGCAAAGGGGCAGGAGACAUCAACAUCGGAGCUAACCCAUCAGCUGAGGGCGGGGAUGACGAGGGUGUAGACGACGCGGCCAACACAGAGUCAGGCUGUAACAUCGUCCUGGGCAGUAAUUUAAAACCCACACAGUUUGACAAGAAAAGUUACCAGCUAUACAUCAAGGAUUACAUGAAAGCUAUUAAGGCCAAAAUCACAGAAAAAGAUGGCCCUGAAGCAGCUGAUGCAUUUGCCAAGAAAGCUCAAACCUGUAUAAAAGAGGUUCUAGGAAACUUCAAAAACUUUGAAUUUUUUCUUGGUGAAAGUCAGAACCCUGACGGACAUGUAGCCCUGCUGGACUACCGAGAGGACGGAAUCACCCCCUACAUGCUGUUCUUUAAGGAUGGAAUUAGAGCAGAAAAAUACUGAACAAGUCUUCAUAAAAUUAAUUCAUUAAAAAGAAUCAGAAACAUCCAAAAAAGUGACAUUCAGGACUUUCUACAAAUAUUGGGAAAAAAAUUUACAACUAUACUGGAAUUCUUCAAACUUUGGACCUGAGCAUUAUUUCUGCUUGUUUCCCAUUGUGAAAUCACUCCUAGUCUCAUGGUUAUCGGGUACAUGGCUUCGGCUUCUUAUGCCAGUAUUUAUUUGUUGACACAGUAAUACAAUUAUAUGAUGACAAGGCUACAGAUACAACUGUGAUACGUUAAAUGGGACUGUUCUUAAAUAACGCAUGUUGUUUGGCUUGUGACAAAGCUGCAAUAUAAUGUAUAUGAUUAUACAAUAAAAUUUUUAAAAAACAAAAUAA